AUGGUCCGCCAAUUCAAGUAUCACGAGCAGAAGCUGCUCAAGAAAGUUGACUUUCUCAAUUGGAAACAAGAUGCGAACCUCCGCGAGAUCAAGGUGAUGCGGCGGUACCAUAUCCAGGACAGAGAGGAUUAUCACAAGUACAACAAACUCUGCGGCUCCCUGCGCUCGUUCGCACACCGCAUAUCCAUGCUCCCCGCGCAGGACCCCUUCCGCACGCGCACAGAGGGCCAGAUGCUCUCCAAGCUCUACGACAUGGGCGUCCUGAACACCGCCGCGAAGCUCAGCGACAUCGAGAACAAGCUCACCGUCGCGGCGUUCUGCAGGCGGCGCCUCGCGGUCAUCAUGUGCAUGUCCAAGAUGGCGGAGACCGUCAGUGCGGCUGUGAAGUUUAUUGAGCAAGGACAUGUUCGUGUCGGGCCUGACACUAUUACCGACCCUGCGUAUUUGGUGACUCGGCAUAUGGAAGAUUUCGUCACAUGGGUUGAUACCUCCAAGUUGAAGAGGACGAUUAUGAGAUACAACGACGAGUUGGACGAUUUCGAUUUGCUAUAA
Sparassis crispa is the source of this 552-nucleotide messenger RNA. RefSeq names its product U3 small nucleolar ribonucleoprotein protein. The record is from RefSeq and is a predicted model, not a curated record. Gene Ontology annotation, molecular function: rRNA binding; structural constituent of ribosome; snoRNA binding. Gene Ontology annotation, cellular component: small ribosomal subunit; Mpp10 complex; small-subunit processome. The coding region runs from base 1 to 552 and encodes 183 amino acids. Gene Ontology annotation, biological process: rRNA processing. The transcript is spliced from 6 exons. NCBI's taxonomy places the organism in Eukaryota, Fungi, Basidiomycota, Agaricomycetes, Polyporales, Sparassidaceae.